AUGGCCACCCAGGUCGUCACCAGCGCUGAAGCCAACGCGCAAUCGAGUAUUGCAAUACACAAUGAGUAUGAUGCACCAAAGAAGCGGCCCGAACUGCCUCGUAAAGACACCAAAUUCUCAUCAGCCAGCACUCUCGUAUCAACAUCGCCAUACGCUGCGCCUGUCAGAAAGGAUAGCGACGGUGUCAUAGCUCGGGGGCGGUCAUCACCAAUCAAGUCUGCGACUCCGCUUCGAAGGUCGAGUUACGACCAGGAGUCAGACCCAGUAUAUAAGCCCAAACCGUACGAACAAGCUACGGCUACACCAUCCGCCGGCGACAUGCCUCACAAUGGGGUUUCCGGAAAGCAUAUCGAAUCUACUCCCAGCUCAGGUAUUCAUAGACGACAGGUGGGCGUACCUAAGCCUAGAUAUCCACCUAGCCAACAGGAGUUGGCAACAGCCCUGGCGUUGUGUGAGGAUGAAAAGAAAGAAAAAGACGAGGAGAUUGAAUCACUCAAAGCUCAGAAUGAAAGCCUCCGCCAGGAGUGGAGGGAGACAUCCGCACAUCUAGCUCAAACCAAAGCGACCAUUACUCAUACAAUCGAAGACCAGCACUUCGUCUCCGUAUGGUCUGAGCUACGGUAUCGGAUCAGAGGUUGGGCAAAUCAGCACUUCAGCGGAAAGCUGAGUUCAUUCGCCAAAUGGAAAAGCAAUCAAUUUGUGAGCGCCGAGCUGACUGGAUUGUCAAAGUAUUGGAAAUCCUACAUGAAGUCUGAGGAACACCGGCCAAUGCUGAUCCAAGCUUACAUAUGGACAAUCUUGCGUGUGGAUAUAUUUGCACCAACUAGCCAGGCUCCUGUCAAGGGCCAGGCAAGUCAGGGCGUGUGCUGGGCAGCCGAUGAUCAGAAAUCUUUGCAAGAACUGACCUCUCAGCUAAGACCAGGUAUCCGGAAUAUGAAGAACAUCCCAAAACUCAACCCCGUUCUGGAGGGUUAUGUCAAGGACUACUUCUCAUGGCGAGCCAAUACCACAGUCCUUGUAGAGCGCAAGCAAGGAGCCAACAAGGAAAAGUGCUUUGACAUGUUUAUCCCUUCGAUAGUCACGAAGAUCCGAGAAAUCGUGUCCCCGUGGGUCACAAAUGGCGAGUCGCAGGAUCAAAUUUUUGGAGACGAAUUGAAGGCAAUUCUCCGAAAAGCCAUCCAUCUUGACGCCGAUAUGUGGAAACAAAAGGCGUUCUGGCAUCCUAGCAUACCGCACGCCAAAGCAGGGUAUUCGAUCGAGCUGGAUCCCGAUUCAAUGGAUGUAUACGAAGAGAUCGAUCGGAACCGUACCUCCCACGAAGUUACGUUGAUGAUGUCGCCGGCUUUAGUAAAGUCUGGAAGCUCUUCCGGCGAAGGGUAUGAAUACUUCACCACUAUUAUGAAGAGCGAGGUAUCUUGCAGGCCAGACCGCACCGCCAUCGCGUCCACUGCCUCCAUCACCACGCCAAGAAACGCAAUCAACAACCGCUUUGACGAGAGCACCCAGUAA
This is a messenger RNA of Mytilinidion resinicola, 1509 nucleotides long. RefSeq lists its product as uncharacterized. The transcript has 4 exons. Bases 1 to 1509 code for a protein of 502 amino acids. The record is from RefSeq and is a predicted model, not a curated record. NCBI's taxonomy places the organism in Eukaryota, Fungi, Ascomycota, Dothideomycetes, Mytilinidiales, Mytilinidiaceae.